This is a messenger RNA of Humulus lupulus (European hop), 2415 nucleotides long. RefSeq names its product protein ecdysoneless homolog. The record is from RefSeq and is a predicted model, not a curated record. NCBI's taxonomy places the organism in Eukaryota, Viridiplantae, Streptophyta, Magnoliopsida, Rosales, Cannabaceae. The transcript has 5 exons. The coding region runs from base 104 to 2092 and encodes 662 amino acids. Gene Ontology annotation, cellular component: nucleus.
AAAUUGAAUGAAAAAGGAAAAGCAUGAAGAUUCAAGAAAGGAAAAGAAAAGGAGUGACUGACUCGUCGAGUUAGAAGCACGCAGACGAGAGAGUGAGACGACAAUGGCGACCAUUCCAGAAGCCCACCAUGCUCCUCCUCCUCCUUCCUCCUCCAUAUUAUCCCACAAAACCUCUAGACUUCCAGAAGAUACCGUUUUCUACGCCAUCUUCCCCGACAUCUCUCUAAAUCCCACAGCAGCCUCGACCUCUCUCUCCUCCUCACUCCACUCCCUCCACCUCCAAAUACUCCAAACCAUCUCUCCCUUCCUCUCCGACUAUAUAUGGCAGCACGAGCCCUUUACUCUUUCAGUGUCUCCCCACCCCUCUUCCUCCUGCGUCUGCUCCAACCGCCAUCCCCACCUCCACGGCAAGCUCCGCUACGGCGAUAAUCUCGACGACGAGUGGUUCACUGUAUUUCUCCUCUUUGAAAUCUCUAGAAGGUUCCCCGACCUCUCAAUCCGAGUUUGGGAUACCGACGGUGAGUUCUUGCUCAUUGAAGCUGCUUUCCAACUCCCUCGUUGGCUCAACCCCGAUAACAGCCUCAACCGGGUCUUCCUCCGCCGCGGCGACCUCCAUAUCGUUCCGAAAGAUCGUCUUCAAAGCCCUAGUCUCGACGAUUCGCUGAAGUUCAUCAAUCAGUUUGGGAACGUGUCACGGGCGACGGAGUCCGUCCUAACCGCCGUGAAGAAUCGGAUAUCGGAGUAUCCCGACAGGGCGAGGUUGAAUACCCAUAAUGUUAGGGUUUUGGUUCCAGUUUCGGUUGCCCAAGUGCUGAAGCACGAGCCUUGCUUAAUUUCUCUAGCGGUCGAGGCUUUCUACGACCGAGAUAUCGACUCGAUGAAGUACGCGGCGAAAAUGGAGAAGUUCUUGAGAAAAGGUAAGGAAGAAGAACUGGUACGAGUAUCGGUGAAGAUGUCGAGAGCCAUGUAUGCUCAGCUGGUUCAGCAGACGUUUCAAGCACCCAAAUGUUAUCCAAUGCCCAGUAGGUCUGAUACUUCAACUUAUCUCGAAUCCGAAUUGGGGAUGAAAAUCGCUUGUGGAUUCGAGAUGAUGUACCAGCAGCGGCUGCGAGAGGGGCCCGCAGGUAAAGGGAGUACUUGGGAAGCGUUCAAGGAGAGUUUGGAGAAGAGUGGCUACUUUGAAGGGCAGCUUUCGGGGUCCCUAGAGUACCGGAGGUUGAUGCACAACGCGGAGCAACAGUACAAGAACAGUUCUUUGUCUUCGAAUGCCAGUGAGAUUAUAAGUGCUCCAUUGAGACGCAUAGAUGAGAUUCUUGCUUUACCUCAUUCGGAAGAUGAUUUUAAGGGUCAGGGUGUUGCUCCUUCUGAUGACGAUUCCUGGCUUUAUAAUGGAGAAGAUGAGUUGAACUCUGCUCUUUCAGAGAGGCAAAAAGAGUUUGAGCUUUAUAACGCAAAACAUAAGAACAAGCAGAAGACAAAAGUACAGCAAGAUAAUGGUGAAUCAUGCAGCGUUAAUGUUGAUGAGUUUGAUCCCAGUGACAUAGCAAAAACCAUGAAGGCAUUUGUCGGUAAAGUUUCAAGCUAUAAAGGGGCUGAGGUUCCUAAGGACAGGAACCUAAAAGAGGUGAAUCUAGAUGUAAACUGUUUCAUCAAAGACAUGGAAUCAGUGAUGAAGCAACAUGGUUUUGAAGACAUUGCUAGUGAUGAUGAUAUUGAAGAAGGGUCCUCAUCUGACCUGGAUUUUGAAGAGUCAGAAGAUGAAAGUGAUGAAGCAGAACCUUCUGAAGGCAAUGAGGAUGGUGAGGAUACUUUUAUGCAUUCUUAUUCUGAUGUUUUGAAUGAGGAGUUGAAGUCCAGUACACUCGAGAAAAGUUUUGUUCGUGCUAAGGAACAAGUUGCCAAAAAAGACGAGGGAACGUCCAAUACCAGCACGGCAGACAUGGAAGAGGAUUUUACUCCUGUUGAUGCUGAUGUGAACCUUGUUAAAAGCUUUCUUGAUUCCUUUUCUUCCCAAGAAGGCCUUCCUGGUCCUGCUUCCAAUUUGCUUGGUCUUAUGGGGCUACAACUAAAAGAUGCCAACAAGGGCAAGUGAAUUUAGUUUUAAGGGGUUUCUUAUUAUGUAUUCUAUGUAUUUGGGUGUUGUACAUGCCUUUUCCUUUCGACGAGUUUUGUCUUGAAAACUAGCUUUUAGUUUUUUCCUCUCUUUUGGGAGAAUUUUGAAAGAAAUUUAGGUUUAUUAAAAAAUAUAGUAAUUUAAAGAAAAAAGCGUACUUCCUAUUUCUUAUCACUAUUAGUCCGGGGUAAGCAUCUCUUGGACUAUAGAAUGAAGGACUAUUACAAAUAAAUACAUACAAGUGCUGUAAAUUAUAUGUAAAUUUAAAAUCUUAUAAAUGAGAAUAGAGGGAAUUUAGUGCA